CUAAGGUUAAGGCUAGCCUUUGCCUUUGCCUUUAUAAGAGGAAUGUUCCGCGCGAUGACCUCAACGGCGGGGCACGACUACACUAAACAUCGCGCAACUUCUACAAAAACAAUUAAACAGUGCAAUAUUCCCACAUAUGAACAACAUAAAUUGAGUCGAAGGGACCGUACUCGCGAGUGGCUCUUCUCACCCGAUCUGGAGGCACACAGUCAGGUGCCCACGCCCACCUCCUCACGUCAACGAUACUCGAACUGACGAGCAUUCGGGUUCACAUACAAUGGCGUCAACCGGAGAACGCGAGUUCCAGCCCAUCCGGACGGAGAACAUUCUCAACUCCCAACCCUCACGAGAGUCCCCCAAUGAUGCCGAGAAUGUAUAUCGACCCAGCAUGAUUCCCUCUCACAGCUCAACAGAUGUCGAGGAGAAAGAUGGGCUUGAGAGGACACAGACUAGCCGCACGAGCAGAUCGGCUCAGGAACGACGUCAGUUUGAACCCAUCAGAUCUGGGGACCGGGAAGAGUUGAACAGAAUUGCGUCUUCGUUUGCGGGCUCGGUUGCACUUCAGAGGACAAUGACCGUGCAGUCUUCUGGCCUCGAAAGAAAGGAUACACUGGCGGGGAUUCAACUUGGUGAUGCGGUGCUUGAUCCUUCGUCUCCUGAGUUUGAUGUCUACAAAUGGUCUCGGAUGCUCAUGAGAUUGAUGGACCAAAACGAAGUCAUCCAACGACGAGCCGGGAUAAUCUGGAAGAACCUGAAGGUCUGUGGAUCCGGAUCAGCAAUCAAUCUUCAAAAGAACGUGGGAUCGCUCCUCCUGUCACCGCUUCGCUUGAGAGAAUUCUUCAGUAAAGGCCCAGAGAAGACUAUUCUGAACGAGUUUGACGGUGUCCUGAAAUCAGGAGAAAUGCUUGUGGUUCUUGGAAGACCAGGGAGUGGCUGCUCGACUCUUUUGAAAACUCUCAUGGGGGAGCUUCAUGGGCUGGAUAUGAAGCCACACUCUGAGAUUCAUUAUAAUGGUAUCACCCAAAACCAGAUGUUGAAGCAAUUCAAAGGCGAAAUAGUCUACAACCAAGAAGUCGACAAGCAUUUCCCCCAUCUCACAGUCGGCGAGACCCUCGAAUUCGCCGCUCGUGUUCGGACCCCACAGCAACGUCUCAUCGAAGGCGUCAGCCGAGAAAACUGGGCCAAGCACAUGGCGAAAGUAGUAAUGGCCGUCUAUGGUCUCUCUCACACCUAUAACACCAAAGUUGGCAACGAUUUCGUCCGAGGUGUGUCUGGAGGAGAGCGAAAACGUAUCAGCAUUGCAGAGAUGGCACUCGCUGGCUCGCCCAUUGCUUCCUGGGACAACUCCACCAGAGGUCUGGAUGCUGCCACUGCGCUGGAGUUCACGAGAGCGUUAAGAAUGUCUGCGAAUCUCGCUGGAUCGGUGCAUCUAGUUGCUAUCUACCAAGCUUCGCAGGCCAUCUAUGACGAAUUCGACAAGGCGGUGGUAUUGUACGAGGGACGACAGAUCUAUUUCGGACCCUGCGAUCAAGCGAGGCAGUAUUUCAUUGACAUGGGCUGGGAAUGUCCUCCUCGACAGACAACGGGAGAUUUCCUCACUUCUGUCACCAAUCCUACGGAGAGAAAAGUUCGUGAGGGUUUCGAGAACAAGGUCCCUAGAACUGCGGACGAGUUUGAAAAAUAUUGGAAAGCAUCACAGCAUCGUAAAGCGCUGAUGGAAGAGAUUAAAGAUCACGAGGAAGAAUUUCCCAUGGGCGGGCAAACUCUGGCUAAUUUCCAGGCAAGCAGAAAAGGCAUGCAAGCAAACCAUGUCCGACCCGAUUCUCCAUACACGGUCAGCAUUCCUAUGCAAGUCAAGUACUGCACACAACGCGCAUAUCAACGCCUCUGGAACGACAAAACAUCGACGGUUACUACCAUAGUAGGCCAGAUCGUUAUGGCACUGAUCAUUGGAUCAAUCUUCUAUGGCACCCGAAAUGAUACCUCGAGUUUCUUCCAAAAGGGAGGCGUUCUCUUCUUCGCUGUUCUCUUGAACGCUUUGAUUGCCAUCUCCGAAAUCAACACGUUGUACAGUCAGCGUCCUAUUGUUGAGAAACAGGCUUCUUAUGCCUUCUACCAUCCCUUCACCGAAGCUAUGGCCGGUAUUGUAGUGGACAUUCCGGUGAAAUUUUCCAUUGCUACUUGCUUUAAUAUUAUCUUGUACUUCCUUGCUGGGUUGAGGCGAGAACCUUCGCAAUUCUUCAUCUUCUUCCUGUUCAACUUUGUAGCAAUUCUCACUAUGUCUCAAAUCUAUCGGAGUAUUGCCGCAUCAACCAAGACGGUAUCUCAAGCUCUUGCUAUCGCUGGCGUUACAACCUUGGCGAUCGUCAUCUAUACCGGCUUCGUUAUCCCCCGCCCUCUGAUGCACCCAUGGUUCAAAUGGAUCUCGUGGAUCAACCCCGUUGCCUAUGCCUUCGAAGGUCUCUUCGUCAAUGAACUCCACGGCCAACGCUUCACCUGCUCCAUCCUCGUCCCCUCUGGCGGCGCCUACAGCCUCACGGGCAACAACUUCGUCUGUGCCGUGGCCGGUGCGGUCGUAGGGCAGACCACUGUAUCCGGAGACGAUUACCUUGAAUCCCAAUUUCAGUAUUCGUACGCGCACAUCUGGCGUAAUCUGGGUUUCAUGUUCGCAUUCAUGAUUUUCUUCCUGUUCGUAUACCUUUUCGCUACGGAGUUCAACUCCGCAACCAGCAGUACGGCAGAAGUCCUCGUCUUCAGACGUGGCCAUGUCCCAAAGCAUUUAGAACAAGCUGAGAAAGCCGCGAAGCACGAUGAAGAAGCUCCAGUAGCUGGCGCCGGGUCUGGUAGCGCCGGAAAAGACGAUGCGCAGCAAGAGAAAGAACAGGGAGAGAAGGUCAAUGUGUUGUCUCCCCAGACUGAUGUCUUUACCUGGAAAGAUGUCUGCUACGACAUCAAGAUCAAAGGCGAGCCUCGCCGGCUGUUGGAUAAUGUUUCUGGGUGGGUUAAGCCUGGUACGCUGACGGCGCUUAUGGGCGUUUCCGGUGCGGGAAAGACGACCCUCCUCGAUGUUCUUGCGCAGAGGGUGUCGAUGGGUGUUGUUACUGGUGAUAUGCUGGUUUCUGGAAAGCCAUUGGAUCAAUCGUUUCAGAGAAAGACCGGCUACGUACAGCAACAAGAUCUCCACUUGGAAACUACGACGGUUCGGGAGGCACUACGAUUCUCGGCCAUGCUUCGUCAACCCAAGACUGUCUCGAAGCAGGAAAAGUAUAAUUUUGUUGAAGAUGUCAUCAAGAUGUUGAAUAUGCAGGACUUCGCUGAAGCCGUGGUGGGUGUUCCUGGAGAAGGUCUCAAUGUCGAGCAACGAAAAUUGCUUACCAUCGGUGUGGAACUUGCUGCCAAGCCUGCUCUCCUCUUGUUCUUGGACGAGCCGACUUCCGGUCUGGAUUCACAGUCAUCAUGGGCAAUCGUCUCCUUCCUCCGAAAGCUAGCGGACAACGGGCAAGCUGUUCUCGCAACCAUCCAUCAGCCGAGCGCAAUCUUGUUUCAGGAAUUUGAUCGACUGCUCUUUUUGGCCAAGGGCGGAAAGACGGUCUAUUUUGGCGAUAUUGGAAAGAACUCUGAGACACUGCUAAACUAUUUCUCGUCAAAUGGAGCAGAUAAGUGUGGCGACGAUGACAAUCCCGCCGAGUACAUGUUGACAAUGGUUGGCGCCGGAGCCUCCGGAAAAUCUACAAAAGACUGGCAUGAAGUCUGGAAGAGCAGCAACGAAGCAAAAGAAGCGCAAAACGAGCUCGCACGCAUAAAAUCCGAGAUGGGCUCUCAAUCCAGCGAAGAGAACGAGGGCACACACUCCGAGUUCGCCAUGCCCUUCACUGCCCAGCUGUGGGAAGUGACUAUUCGAGUCUUCCAGCAGUACUGGCGGACGCCGGGAUACAUUUACAGCAAGCUGCUCCUCGGUGUCGCCUCCGCGCUAUUUAUUGGGUUCAGUUUCUUCCAUGCAGAUGCUACGCAACAGGGAUUGCAAGAUGUGAUCUUCUCGAUCUUCAUGAUUACAACCAUCUUCACGACCCUGGUGCAGCAAAUCAUGCCCCGCUUCAUCCUACAGCGUGAUCUCUACGAAGUGCGGGAACGGCCAUCGAAAGCAUAUAGCUGGAAAGCCUUCCUCAUCGCCAACAUAGUCGUCGAAAUCCCCUACCAGAUCUUGCUUGGAGUGUUGGUCUUCGCGUCAUACUUCUACCCCAUCUACACAAAAGGAGGGAUCCCACCGAGUGUUAGACAAGGCUUGAUCUUGUUGCUGAUUGUGCAGUUCUUCGUGUUCGCGAGCACGUUUGCGCAUAUGCUCAUCUCUGCCCUGCCAGACUCGGAAACGGCGGGCAACAUUGCAACACUCAUGUUCUCCCUGACAUUGACAUUCAACGGUGUCUUCCAGCCGCCGUACGCAUUGCCCGGAUUUUGGAUCUUCAUGUAUAGGGUCUCGCCUUUGACUUACCUCGUCUCAGCAAUCGCUUCUACAGGCCUCAGUGGGCGCCCAGUAAUAUGCGCCGAAAACGAACUCGCAAUAAUGCAGCCCCCCACGGGAACCUCCUGUGGCACCUACCUCACUCCCUACGCGCAACUCGGCGGCGGACGAAUCUACAAUCCCGAUGCCAUGGCCGACUGCCAGUACUGCACAGCCAGUAAUGCUGAUCAGUUCCUGCAAUCUGUGGCGAUAAGUUACGGCACGCGGUGGAGAGACUAUGGCAUCGGGUUUGCGUAUAUUGCGUUCAACAUCUUCAUGGCUGUCUUCCUGUACUACAUAAUUAGAGUGCGGAAGGGCUCUGGUAAGUCUAUAGCGGAAAAGUUGAGCCCAAUUUUGGGACUUUUCAAGAAGGAUCCAAAGAAAGAAAAUAAGGGGAGUGAGAAGAAGAAAGCGCCGCAAGAUAAGGCGCAGUAGAUUUCUGCCUGAUUUGAAGGGUGUUCUUUUGGAUUAGGAAAAGGUGGGCUUGCAUUUGUGUAUAAGGUUAAGCGAGGAGUUAUAUCUUGAAUUGUUUAUGGAAUUGCGAUCUAUUCCAUAUAGAAUAAUAAUAACUUAAAGGAC
Messenger RNA from Hyaloscypha bicolor E, 5077 nucleotides. Its product is annotated as putative ABC transporter CDR4. Gene Ontology annotation, biological process: transmembrane transport. Gene Ontology annotation, cellular component: membrane. Bases 278 to 4933 code for a protein of 1551 amino acids. The transcript is spliced from 8 exons. The record is from RefSeq and is a predicted model, not a curated record. Lineage: Eukaryota; Fungi; Ascomycota; Leotiomycetes; Helotiales; Hyaloscyphaceae. Gene Ontology annotation, molecular function: ATP hydrolysis activity; ABC-type transporter activity; ATP binding.